ACCAGAAAUGUAACAUUGUGCAGAAUGCAUCAGUGCAUUUAGACACAGAGUAUCAUUGAUGUUAUUGGUGUUAUUGAUGGGAACAGUGGGAACAGUGGGAACAGUGGGAACAUCAGGAGUAUAAAGUUGAGUUUAUCUGAAGUAGGUUUGUGUUCCGGACUCAACAUGUUCUGAGAUGCCAUCUUUUGACUUAUUGAACAAGGUGGAGCUGUUUAUGCGAUCAGGAACGUUUCCUGUAGAUUCAUCGAAGAGCUCGAAGAAAGUAACCAGAGCUGCCAGCAAACACUUUAUCUGUAAAGAUGGCUGUCUGCUGCGUUCUUACCGAGGCCGCCUCCUCCACGUUGUCAGGAGCGACGAGGAGGUGAGGGAGAUCCUGGUCCGUUACCAUGACAACAACAGCCACGCCGGCCGGGUCCGGAUGGUGAAGGAGAUCAUGUUGUUGUACUACUGGGUCGGAGUGACGGAGGCGGUGAAAACCUGGAUCCAAGCGUGUGCCGUCUGUCGGGGCCGAACUCCCGCCGUGCCGCCGGCCCGCCGCGUCCAGUUCUGCCUGGCAUACGGCUGCGACGCCUCCAACUACGUUUACCCUCAGCUCAGCUUCCACAGGUUUCCCAAGGACGCAGAUCGCCGGCGAAGGUGGCUGCUGUUGGCUCAGAGGGACGAAGGCUCGCUUCGCACAAACUCCUACCUCUGCUCCAGACACUUUGAGCCGCCCUGCUUCUCGCUGAGCGAGGAGGGUCAGACGACUCUAUCGCCAGACGCCGUACCCACCGUAUUCCCUGUGAUGGUGAAGGAGGACGAGGUUCCCGUCCCCUCAGACGAGGACUUCCUCCAGUCCAGCACCCUGGAGGACCUCCUCUCCAGAGCUGCUGCAGAAACCACAGACCCCUCGGAGUUGGCCCUCGAUCUCCCUGAACCCAUCGCGAGUCUGCAGGAGCACCAGUACUGCCUCCCAGGUCCUGAUCCAGAAUCCAGGGAGGUCCAGAGGGUGACGGAGUUGAAGAGGAGGAAGACCAUCAUCGAGCCGAGCUUCAAGGCUUACAACCAGAUCGCCAGGUAUCUGAGCCACAGAGUUUUACCCAUGCAGAGCAAGACCGCCAGAGGGGGUUUGAAAAGGAUGGCAAAGCGCUUUGGGCUAAAAGAUGGAGUGCUGAUGUACACCAGAGUCUCUCCUCCUGUCAGAGUGCCGCGCAGCAGAGAGGAGGUGAACUCGAUCCUGCAGCAGUUCCACGACAACCAGGGUCACUACGGCCACGGAAUCUGCCAGCGGGAGAUCAACAAGCACUUCUACUGGGCCAGCUUGACCCACGACCUGGCCCGCUGGAUCUCCAGCUGCCACACCUGCCUCACCAGAACCAAGAGGAAGUGGCUCCGCUGCAGCGUCUCCACCUGCACCAACUGCUGCGGGCCGGUGGAGAGAGGCCUGGGCCUCACCUUCCACAAGUUUCCUCUCGACAACCUCGCCCUGCUGUCUCAGUGGCUGAAGGCCGUCGGCCGUCCUAACUGGCACCCUCGGCUCGGGUCGUCUGUUUGUUCGAUCCACUUCACCGAGGACUGCUUCGACCGCAGCGGGGAGAAGGUCACCGUUCACCCGGACGCCGUGCCCUCGCUCUGCGUCCACGGCGACUCAGCGACGCUGUCCAGAGGACCGACUCAGCCUGCAGGGGAGGAGGCUUAUUUUGCCAAGUACGAUGCCGUGGAGCUCUACCUGAGCAGACACACAUAUCCUCCUGGACUGAGCUACGUGGAGAAGAACACCUUCAGGAGGUUCUGCAAGAAGUUUUCCAUCAAAGACGACGAGCUGCACAUCGUGAGGGGCGACCGGGUGCGUUUGGUUCUGAGGAGCAGGAAGCGAGUCGACGACGCCCUGAAGGAUUACCACAACGAGCUGAACCACCUGGACGUCAGCAAGUGUCUCAGACUGCUCAACGAAAGGUACUUCUGGAAAACCAUGAGAAAUGAUGUGCUGCAGUGGAUCAACAGCUGCUCUCAGUGCAGCAGGAGGAAGAAACCAGUCAACCAAUCAGAGACAAGAAAGUCUCCUCUGGAGGCGAUGACAUCACCACAGAUACCUGAUGAUCUGGACAGUGGGAAGGACGGCGAUGAUAAUGACCAGGAUGAUGAUGAUGAUGAAGGUGGCGGUGAUGAAGAGAGGCAGACAGAAACAACUACACAGGACAGAGUGGAGAUCACUGUGCCCCCCGAGCCUGCAACUCCCAUCAGCCCUCAGCCCAGAAUCCCCAUCCUCCUCCAUCUAAGAACUCCCAUCGGCUUCCAGCCCAGAACUCCCAUAAUCCUCCAGCGUGGGAGUCCCAACUCCUCCUUUGUUGCCAGACUCUUGCGCAUCAAGAGAGGGACGCCUCCACAGUGUGAAGCCACAAACAGCGGCGACACUGAGAGCCAAAGCAGAGUCCAGGUUCAGGAGGAGCCGACACAGCCUCAGGACCAGAAAGAGACAAGUGGCUUUCAUGGCAGAGCCAGAACUCAUCAGUAUCUCAAAAUCCAGGAUAAAACCAAACCUCCCUCAGAGUCACAUCCUCCAGCCGAACCCCAGACACAGCACAAACUUCCACAAGCUACCGGCGAGCAAAGUCAGCCGAAAGGUCAGCCGCCACGUAAAGGCAGAAGACCGGCGACCCAGAACAGAACCCGUAGCCACGGCAACAUCCAGCUCCCGGUGAAAAGAAAGAGGGACCUGGAGGCAGCGUCGUCGGCUAAGAGGAGCUUCAGUGCUGGUCUGGAGCCUGUGGUGGCCCCGAGCACCAAACCCUGGCCCGUCUUCACCAUCGCCGGCUCUGCCCCGACACAACCAGCCGAAACCAUUCCUGAGGUGGACAGCUCUGCUCCGUGUCGGAGGCCCAGAAGACUUCAGGCCCGGACCGUCAUCCAGCAGUGCAGUAAGGCGAAGGUUAGGAUCAAACCCGAGCUGGACGGAGCCGACGCUCAGUGGGCCGAGGUCCAGGAGGGGCUGGCUGUGUACGUGUGCUUCCUCCACGGAGCCACAGAGGACGUCGCCUAUGAGAUGGCCAGCAGUCUGAUGACCACCAAACUGUUCCGUAAAGACUCGGGCCACUCGGUGUCCGUCCUCGACCUCCCCGGCAGCGUUUUAUUUAUCCCCCAGGACUCCCUGCUGGGGGAGCCGGUGCCCAGGAGGAGGGUGCAGUACAGAGGAGGGUGCGAGCUGUGGAGGGGCGCCCAGCUCUUCUCCAUCCUGGUGUCCGCCUGCAGGGAGCUCAUGUCGGGCUCUGUGAAGUGCACGAAGGCCGGAGCGACGGUGGAGCACGGAGUCUACGGACAGAAACAGGAGAUCGUCCUGAACUCUGCAGAGCCGAUGACGCUCCUUCUGGAGUUCUAAAGGAACGGCCAGAACAACAGCGUGGUGGAUUGUUCCGAUUAAAAGGAGGGAAUCAUCCAGGACUGCUGAGUGAGUGUUUUCAUUUCAACUCCUUCUCGAGCUCUUUUCUUUUCUGUUUUCAAGGUGAUUGAUUUCACAAAGAGCUCCUGCAGAGAGAUGGACAUUUCAGUUCAUUCAUGGGAAACUUUUUGGACCAAAACAAGUUCCAGGAAUUAUGGAAGGAGAGGAGCUAAACUCAGGAACUGCUUUUGGUGCGUUCCUGUUUGCUUCUGAAGAACCUUCAAGAUGAAGCAAGAUGGAGCAGAAUGUUGUUGUUUGUAUUUAAUGUUUUGUGACUGUUUGAGUUUCAUGGAAUGAAUGAAUGAAAGUGAGACAUGCAGAGAUGGAAAAAAAGCUAAAAACUCUAGAAUAUCUGUCAACAAUCCGCUCAAAGGUUAUUUAUUUCAGCUUCAGAACACAACCAGCGUGGAACUAUCAACAAAUCAAGUUGUAUUCCUUCAUUAAAGUCAGGAAGCCGACAAACUCCAACUUUGACACGUUGCCCCUCGUCCAAAUUAAGACCCUACAGUACUUCCUUGUUUUCUGAAAGAAACUGCUUUGUUUUUCAUCCUGCAACCUUUUUGUGUACACCUGGAACUAGGUUUAGUCCCUGGUUUAUGCUAGUUCAGAUCCAGAGUUCUUCAAAAGGUUCUUUGUCUGUGGUGGCAGAAGUACUUUC
Molecule: messenger RNA, 4073 nt
Organism: Anoplopoma fimbria (sablefish)
Lineage: Eukaryota; Metazoa; Chordata; Actinopteri; Perciformes; Anoplopomatidae
Exons: 19
Coding region: 176-3355 (1059 amino acids)
Cellular component (GO): cytoplasm
Molecular function (GO): sequence-specific DNA binding; D-aminoacyl-tRNA deacylase activity
Source: RefSeq, a predicted model, not a curated record